AUCGGGAGCGGCCACAGUGUUUGGAAAUAACCGUAAAGUCCGGGAUGUUGUUCCCUCGGUCCGUCAGUCGGUGAUCAAGUUUACCGGAGCACCGGAAUACUGGAGCACCGGAGCAGCUUCUCCACGAGUCUCCUCACACACUCAGCCGCUUUUACUUCGUCCUGCCGGGUUAGAGUCCAGACUGUAGACGGAAGCAGCCGCUCUGUGGACAUGGAUCCGGCAGAAGCUGACCGACAGACGACGAGUCUUCUGGUAAAAACCCCGAACCAGACCCAGGAGGACCGGACUGUGGACGGGGUCCGCCUCGACUGGACCGUCAGGGAGCUGAAAGAGCAUCUGUCCGCCGUGUAUCCGAGCAAACCGGCUGUGAGCGACCAGAGGCUGAUCUACGCUGGAAAACUGCUUCCUGAUCACCUGCAGCUCAGACACCUCUUCAGACAGACGGACUCGGUUCCGACUCUUCACCUGGUUUGUUCCGUCAGAAAUCCUCCUGCAGGAAGUCCAGGAGGUAAAACUCUGAGCUCCACAGCUCCUCCAGCAGCUUCACCUGAGCUGAGGCAGAGGAGGAACACCUCUUCAUCUCCAGCACAGACUCCUGCUGCAGGACCUGAAGCUCCACAGAUCAACCAGCCAACGUUCCCCUCAGUCUCCCUGUACAGUCCUCAGCAGCUGCUGUGGCUCCAGCACGUCUACGCCCAGCAGUACUACAUGCAGUAUCAUGCAGCUCUGGCAGCAGCAGGCUCCGCCCCCUCCACUCCAGCCCCCACCACUGGUCAGUACCCUCCAGUCCCUGCCCACCAAUUGCCAGUCCCCGCCCCCUUGGCCAACCAGAACCCCAUCGACAACCUGCCAGCCAAUCAGAACCCGGCCCAGGACGGCGCCUUCCUGAACCCCGGGGAGGCCAAUCAGAACCUGCGGAUGAACGCUCAGGGCGGUCCGGUGAUGGAGGACGAGGAGGAAGUGGAACGUGAUUGGCUGGACUGGAUGUACUCGGCGGCUCGGUUCGGCGUCCUGCUGAUGAUCGUUUACUUCAACUCCAACCUCAGUCGCUUCCUGCUGGUGAUGAGUACUCUUCUGCUCAUGUACCUGCACACCGUCGGCCGGUUUCCCUUCAGAAGACGAGUUCAAGAACCGAACCUCCAGCAGCCCCCUGAGGUCCUGCACAACCAGCAGAACCAGAACCAGAAUCCAGGAGGCGAAGCUGCAGCUGAAGGUUCUGACGGUUCUGGUCCGAUGACGGCAGUUCUGGUUCCUCCUCACCGGGUCUCGGUCAUGUGGACGGCCUGGAUCUUCUUCAAAACCUUCUUCUCCUCCCUCAUCCCGGAGGUUCCUCAGGCCAACUGACGGACUCGCUUUAUCUCCUUUAGUGAGAAACAAACAAACACCAGCAACAGGAAGAACAAGAACCACAUUUUACCAACGACUCCAGGAUCUGAGCUGCAAGUUUCACUUCUUUCUCCACCUGCUGGUUUUAAUCUUCACCUCCGGACCUUCUGAGACUCUUGUUUUAUCCAGCAGGUGGCAGCAGAGGGAGAAAUAAAACUCCUGUGAGGUUGUUUAUGACUUUCACACCAACCUCAGAAGCGAAUAAAGGCCAAAAACAUCAGAAUCUGAGUGUCUGAUUGUGGAAAAACUGAACUUAAGUCACCAAAAUAUCAGAAUCUUCAUUAUUUCCAGCAGGUCAGCGUGAGGUUUCUCUACAUGCAGUCAAAAAAAGAUCAUUUUAACUCUAAAUUUGGUUGGGGUGUUUUUAGACACCUUUAGACAUUGAAAUCAUACAAAAGCAUCUAAAAUUAACAGAAGAAAAUCAGAUUUUUUUUGGCCUCUGUUUGCUUCUUUGGCAGACAUUCACAGAAUCUGAAAUACUGUCAAACCUCUGGUGUGACUUUUCUCCUGUUUUAGUUGAAUUUUAGUUUUUCUUGAACUCAGAUUGUGACCAAACCCAACUCAUUCUGCCAAAUUAGCUGUAAAAAAGCAGCGAAGGUGUAAAGUUUUGUAAAUAUAUUGUGUGUUCACGAAGCACUUUACAGCAUUUAUCUUAUGCCAACUGGUUAACUGCCUGGCUAACUGGUUAAUUGUCUGGCUAACUGCCAGGCUAACUGUGAGGCUAAUUGUCAGACUAACUAGUUACCAGCCAGGCUAACUGGUUACCUGUCAGGCUAACUGUCAGGCUAUCUUCCAGGCUAACCUGCCAGGCUAACUGGUUAACUGUCAGGCUAACUGUGAAGCUAAUUGUCAGACUAACUGGUUAACUGUCAGGCUAACUGUCAGGCUUAUUGACAGGCUAAUUGUCAGGCUAACUGGCUAACUGCCAGGCUAACUGGUAAAGUGUCAGGCUAACUGUCAGGCUAAUCUUAUGCAAGCAACACAGAGGGCUUCAUUUAUCGUUUUAAAGAAAAGGCUCUGAGUUAUUUAAGUUUCAGGUCAAGUGUGAAAUAUUUAAAGCUUAUAAAUGAUUUAAGGCCAGUUUAUUUUGCUUUUAGAAGCUGCUUUAAUAUUUAGUUGAUGCUUCAUUCCAGAUUAUUAAUUAAAUGUGGAAUAAUGAAGUGAAUUAUUUCUCCUGUUUUUAUCUCAUUUUAUCUUAAACAGACGUGAUUUUGUUCUUCCAGAUUCUCCUGAUCUUUGAGUUUAUUAACGGGGAAUAAUAGUUUUAAACUCUGUAAAUGAGCUCUCUGCUUCUCUAUACGACUGGAGAUGAAACUUUUUAUUGUCUUUCUGUGAGAAAUCAAUGCUGUUUUAUGAAGUGUGCUGAGGAGGAUCUGCAAUAACAGAUGCAAUAAAUGUUCUUAACCCCGCCGA
Amphiprion ocellaris (clown anemonefish) is the source of this 2799-nucleotide messenger RNA. RefSeq names its product homocysteine-inducible, endoplasmic reticulum stress-inducible, ubiquitin-like domain member 1 (gene herpud1). Gene Ontology annotation, molecular function: transmembrane transporter binding. Gene Ontology annotation, biological process: ubiquitin-dependent protein catabolic process; endoplasmic reticulum calcium ion homeostasis; negative regulation of endoplasmic reticulum stress-induced intrinsic apoptotic signaling pathway. The record is from RefSeq and is a predicted model, not a curated record. NCBI's taxonomy places the organism in Eukaryota, Metazoa, Chordata, Actinopteri, Pomacentridae. Bases 211 to 1344 code for a protein of 377 amino acids. The transcript has 8 exons. Gene Ontology annotation, cellular component: endoplasmic reticulum membrane.